GAGCCAGGAGCGGCAGGGGCCCCAGGGAACCCGGGGGCUGAGACUGGAGAACCGAAGUGCAUUGUGGGAGUCCCUGACAGCAGCUACUCUAAAUUUAUGGAACUUCAAAAGAAACGUCUUGAAUUGAAAGCUCAAGCUAGCAGGAUGGAGAAGAGAAAACGUCUACGGAAAAGGAAACUUAAAGAGAAGACAACAGGAAAUCAAGAGAUGAAUAACAGCCCAGCUCCUGCAAAGAAUUCUGCGUUAGAUACUCUCCAGCCAUACUUUGAGGCAAGUGAUCGAUUUGAACCUCCAGUCUGCAUCAAAAUCAUUAAGAAGUCCCGCCUGGAAGAUGCUAUGGACCAAGCUGUAAAGGGUGGAGAUAUUGAAACAGCAGAGGAACUAAGUGACAGGCUGGCAACUCGCGAGAUGGCUGUGAAGGUUACUAAAGCUGUGUCCAGCUACAAAUAUCUACAAACCAAAGAAAAGGAGGAGGCCUCUCAAGGCAGUCAGCAGAAAAAGAAAAACCUUGGUUGGGGAUUUGAAGCUAAGAAAAGAUGGGAGACAAAAAGCAACAUGGGUUAUAUGUAAUAAGAUCAAAUUUAGUUUCAUGUUAAAUCACAAAAAUCACAGGACACGUGCUUUUCUACAAUUACUGGACCAAGUCUUCUAAUCCACCAAUCGAUGCUAUUUAUGUGUUUACAGUCCCCUAUAAGGAAAAGAAAAGUAGAUUCUGUUUCUAACUGGAGCUGAUAUCGCGUAUUGUCCUACCCCUGACUGCCAUGUAUAAUUCAUACUGGGCACAGCUGGCUCAGUCAUCGCAAUGGGAAAUACUCAUUGAGAAUCAUGGCUGCCAUAUUAUUGUAGUUGAAAUAUUACUCAGUCAUUGUUCGUCUGGUGGCCAAAGACUUUGUAUCUGUUUUAUUCCAUUGCAAAUCUAAUAAUUGGAUAUAAGAAUAUGGCGUUUUAUUUAAAAAGAAAAUAUAUGUUUAAGGGGGUUACUAUCUGGGAUUGGGACCCUGGGAAGAUGUAUACUUUUAAGUGGUUUUAUUUUUAAAAUAUAUUUCUGGGUGUGUAAACGUUGCAUAUACGUUAUGUAAAAAGUCCUACAAUUCAAUUUACUAAAUAUUUCCUCCUACUCCCUCAUAUUGCAUCUACUACACCCACGCACAUCUUUAAAGCCGUCAGCCGUUAUUCAAACCCCUAAUGGAAAGCAGAAGACCUCAGUGGAAGGGUUUGUAGAACAGUGGGAACUCCUGGACAUGUGUUAGAAGUAAUGGUUCAAGUAGCCAACUUCCGGAUUAAACCCUUGAUCAUCCAAUUUACAAUAAAUUAAAAAAUCAUAGUUAUUUUGUCCGUAAGAUGUACAUAUGUAUAAUGUGUACUUAUUACUUAAAGGAACACUAUAGAGUCAGGAACACAAAUGUACUCCUGACCUUAUAAUGCUAAAACUACCCUCUAGUUCCCUAUUACCCCCCUAAAUAUAUGAAAAAUAUUACUUGCAUUCAAGUCUGCAGCUGCUGCCUUUGCCCCUGACCUCAUCAGGAGUGAUUCUCUGAGCCAAUCACAAUGCUUUCUCAUAGGAAUGGCUGAGACUGUCAAGGAAGCAGAUUGGGGCAGAGCCAGCACAAGUCAAACACAGCCCUUACCAAUCAGCAUCUCCUCAUAGAGAUACAUUGAAUCAAUGCCUCUCUAUGAGGAAUGUUCAGUGUCUCCAUGAGGAGGGUGGAGACACUGAAUGUCAGUCAUACAAAGUAAUUUUGUUAAUCAGGUAUUUGUGUUGCAGUAUACAGAUUAUGAAAUAUUUGCUUAUAUUAUGAUGUAACAGAUUUGUAACCUGCAGUAAGAGUUGAAUUUGCUGUGAUUUUGGAAUACAGAAUCAUGAUUGAAAUGGUUAGUGCCCACUAAAUACUGUAGCGAGAGCAAAACCUGAGAUUCCCAUUUCAUAGGGACUCGCAUCCUUUGCAGGUCCCUUCAUCCCGCUUCACUCUGUGUUGGAGCCGAUGGAUGCUGCAGUCAGGAGACAGGUCUGAGCUCCAGAUGAGAAGUUAUUCUCUUACCAGGGUACAGGGGAUAUUUUAUAAUGUAUUUUAGUUUCAUUGUCAACACUGCAAAGUGUAUUAAUAACAGAGAAUAAGCUUAUGGAUGCCAUGAUCAUUUAAAUUAAAGAACAAACUUAAAUAGUCCUACGGGUCACAUUUAUUGCUCAGUUAAUCAAAGUACGACUGAGUAUAUAAGCACAUUUUAUGUGAAAGCAGAAUCCUGGUGGUCCCCAUCAAAAUAAUGACCAGUGUAUUGGAUUUGGUUACCUUAUAUUCAGAACCGUUUAUUUGUGUUAAUAAAUGUGAGAUUAGUAUAUUCCACCACUGACCUAUGUGCCAUUGAGAUCACACUUGCAUAAACCCUCCCUUCUCAUUGGUGGAGAAGAUACGUUGAAUGGGGAGAGGCCUAAGCAACAUCUCCUAUUAUUCCAAUAUGGUUAGCUCCUCCUAUCAUUCCAAUAAUCCCCCUCCUCCCGUUUUGAUCAUAUGGUUAGCUCCUCUUAUCAUGCCAAUAA
Pelobates fuscus (common spadefoot toad) is the source of this 2536-nucleotide messenger RNA. RefSeq names its product family with sequence similarity 204 member A (gene FAM204A). The transcript is spliced from 7 exons. The record is from RefSeq and is a predicted model, not a curated record. NCBI's taxonomy places the organism in Eukaryota, Metazoa, Chordata, Amphibia, Anura, Pelobatidae. The coding region runs from base 97 to 570 and encodes 157 amino acids.